Molecule: messenger RNA, 4289 nt
Organism: Ostrinia furnacalis (Asian corn borer)
Lineage: Eukaryota; Metazoa; Arthropoda; Insecta; Lepidoptera; Crambidae
Product: probable phosphorylase b kinase regulatory subunit beta
Exons: 23
Coding region: 158-3394 (1078 amino acids)
Biological process (GO): glycogen metabolic process
Cellular component (GO): phosphorylase kinase complex
Molecular function (GO): calmodulin binding
Source: RefSeq, a predicted model, not a curated record
CAUUGAACAUUUAUUUCAUUUUAACCUUAUUCAACAAAGUGAUAUGAACUGAAUUUAAUAUUUGUCUUGCUUGCGAAAGAUUGAAGUUAAAAAGAUUUUUCCAAAUAGUUCAUGUGAUUACCACUUUCUAUUUUCAUUCAAAGCUUACCAUGAUAUAAUGAUUCGCCAGGGGAGUAUAGAUGAUAUAAAUGCCCAACAGUUCCUUAAAAUCUCAAACUAUGAAGAUACAGUUCGGCAAUUAGAUAUUUAUUAUGCUAUUGUCAAAAGGCAGUUAUUAAGGUUCCAGAGUCCUAUAACUGGAUUGUUUCCAGUACUGUCAUCAGACCUUCAUGUUGCAAGUGUCAGAGAUAGUAUUUAUUGUGCGUCUGCAGUGUGGGGGCUAUAUCAAGCAUAUAGGAGAAUUGAUGAUGACAGAGGCAAGUCUCACGAGCUAGGUCAAAGUACAGUAAAAUGUAUGCGUGGCAUACUAGAGUGCUGGAUAAAGCAGGCGGCGCGCGUGGAGGCCUUCAAGACGCGCCAGAGCGCCGCGCACGCGCUGCACGUCAAGUUCCACCUCACCACGGGCGAGCCGGUGCUCUCCGACGACCAGUACCACCACCUUCAGAUCGAUGUUGUCUCACUCUAUUUGCUAUUUCUUGUGCAAAUGAUCACAUCAGGACUGCAAAUCAUAUACACACAGGAUGAAGUAGCUUUUGUCCAGAAUUUGGUCUACUAUGUAGAGAGAGCCUAUAGAACACCAGAUUAUGGAAUGUGGGAAAGAGGCUCAAAAUACAAUGAUGGCAAACCUGAAAUUCAUGCCUCUUCAAUAGGAAUGGCAAAAGCAGCUCUUGAGGCAAUAAACGGCUGCAACUUAUUCGGCGACAAAGGCGCAUCGUGGAGCGUCGUCUACGUAGAUAUCGAUGCUCAUAAUCGUAACAGGAGUAUAUUCGAAACGAUGCUUCCACGCGAAUCUAGUUCUAAAGGAGUAGAUGCCGCCUUACUACCCACAAUAUCAUUUCCUGCUUUUGCCACACAUGAAGAACACUUAUUGCAGUUAACUAAAUCGAACCUUUUACGGCGCUUACAAGGCAAAUACGGUUUCAAAAGGUUCAGCCGCGAUGGAUAUAAAUGUGUCCUUGAAGAUCCUAAUAGAAGAUAUUAUAAUGAAGGGGAGUUGAAAGAGUUUGAUGGAGUAGAAUCUGAAUGGCCACUCUUUUACGUGAUGAUGAUCAUUGACGGCGUAUUCCGUACACUACCGGAACAAGUAGAGGAAUACCAGAAGUUGUUGAAAGCAAGAAUAUACAUGGAUGAAUAUGGAGAUCCUGUCAUACCUUGGUAUUAUUAUGUACCGCGAGAAGGUAUAGAAAACGAGCGCAGCGAACCAAAUUCCGUCCGCAGACUGCCCGCAAGCAAACCUGAUGAUAUCGACAACAAAGAUACGGGCGGUCUGUUCCUGUGGGCGCAGUCGAUGUUCGUGCUUGCUCAGCUGCUGACGGGCGGCUUGUUGCACGUCAAUGAGCUGGACCCCAUCCGCCGGUACCUGCCGUCUUACAACCGGCCGAGGCGCGCCGGACGCUACUCUGCGUUCCAGGCCAAGCCGGCGUUUGGAAUAGCCACGGACCUGGUAGUGCAAGUGGUUUUGAUCGCCGAAUCGAUGCGCUUGCAAGCGAUGAUGGGAACAUACGGCAUUCAGACACAGACGCCGCAUGAAGUUGAACCAGUACAGGUAUGCAGUUCAACGCAACUAGUCCACGUGUACCGUGAGCUGGGAGUUUGUCCGAAGUUGAAACUCACAGGACGCCCGAUCAGACCUGUCGGUUCAUUGGGAACCAGUAAGAUAUACAGGGUGUGUGGAAUGACAGUAUUAUGCUAUCCUCUGAUCUUUGAAGUUUCGGAGUUCUAUUUGUACCGAGAUAUGGCGUUGCUAAUAGAUGACAUCAAGACUGAGUUGCAAUUCGUCGGAAAGUACUGGCGGCUAUCAGGGCGGCCGACGGUAUGCCUUCUGGUACGCGAGGAGCACAUGCGCGACCCGCACUUCAAACAAAUGCUGGAUCUGUUCGCGAUGCUGAAGAAGGGCCACUGCGACGGCGUCAAGGUGCGCCUCGGCCGCCUGCAGAACCUCAUCUCCAGCUCUUGCAUGGAACACUUGGACUUCAUGAGCCAAGGCGAGUUUCCUUCCGAGAUGUUCACACAGUUCAAGCAGCUGGAGCACGAGUACAUCGGCUACCAGUCGCUCACCGAUGUCCCGCGUACGCUCACUUACAGAGAAGACACGAUUUCCUACGAAUCUUACAUGCACCGCUCGACGCCGGACGUGGUGUCCGCGUUGCGAGCCACCGACAACAUCUACGCACAGAGCCAGCUCUGGGGCAUCCUUUUGGAGCGAGAAGGGCCCAUGUACGAGGUGAACGGCACUAGCGUGCUGGAGUCUCUCAAGACACUGUACCACAGCGCGGGCGUGCUGCGGCACUGGCGCGCCGUGCGCUACUGCUCGUCGCUGCUCAACCACACCGUCGACUCCAUCAGCCCCUUCAUCACCACCGUGCUCGUCAACGGCAAGGAGCUAACAGUGGGCGUGAUCGGGCACAAGGAGACCGUAUUCGACAAGCCCAUGACGCCGGGCGAGAUCCAGUCCGUCAUGUACUCCACCAUACAGCCGUAUGACGUCAUUGGCGCUGUGCUGCAGCAGGAAAUAGUGUUGUAUUGCGGUCGUCUAAUCGGGACAAACCCGGACAUGUUCCGUGGUAUCCUCAAGAUCCGCGUGGGCUGGGUGCUAGAGGCCAUCCGCAUCUACCUGGAGCUGUUCCCCGACGAGAAGCGCGCCGACGCCACGCUCGAGAGCCUCUCGCCGUACAAGCUGCGGACGCUGCUGCAGCGAGUGCUCACUGUGUCGGACUGGGCCGAGGAUAGAGGACUGACUCCACUGCAACGAAGACAACUGGAGGGCUGCCUUUGCCGAGUGCCAAAGCAUUUCUACAUACAAGUCUGGGAUAUUUUAUUGAGGACUCCAAAGGGAAUUACUGUUCAAGGCCACUCAAUACCGGCGGAUCCGACGCUUGUGAACAUGUCACGUUCUGAGCUAUCAUUCGCGCUGCUCGUAGAAGAAGCUUUGGUCAAAGUGGCAUCGGCGCCGCGGCGGCAGUUGUGCGUGGAACUACUGUGUGUAAUGGCCACUAUUCUUCGGCGCAACCCUGAGCUCUACCUACAACAUGCCUUGGAUCUAGACCAGCUAUUGGAUGACGCUCACUUGACUUACGCUAAGGACAGCGGUCUCCCGGAGGCGAGCGAUGGUCUGAGCGCGGCGGCGCCGGCCGUGACGGUGGGGUACCUGGCGCGCGCCGUCGUCAACAGCGUGCUGCAGGCCGCCGCGCCCGACCUCACGCCGCAGGCGCAGCCCUCCUGCCUCGUGUCCUAGGCUGAAGUGUGACAGUUACUGUCUGUAACUAACUUCGCGAAGGUUUCUGACCGGUAGUUCCAGACCUUCCUGCCUCGUCUCCUAAGCUGACAGUAUGACAGUUACUCUUCUCAGGUUCCUGACCGGUAGUUCCAGGCCCUCAAGCCUAAGCUGACAGUUGAUGUUUGUAACUUCACUCUGAAGGUUCCUCAUCGUUAGUGGCCCGCCUGACUUGUCUCCUAAGCUGACAGUUACUGUUUCGCUCUGAAGGUUCGUGUCCGGUAGUUCUGAUAUCUUACUGCGCAGCCCUCCUACCUCGUAUCCCAGGCCGAGACUGCUAGUGACUUCGCUGGUUCCUAACCUUAGAUUCGCUUUGGAGUAGAGAUUUCUGACCCGUAGUUCUAAGACGUCGCUGCGCAGUCUUCCUGCCUCGUCUAUACUUUUUUUAGGUAGUCCUACUUAUGCACUCGUUAUGCCUGUAGAUAUUGUAGCUACUUUCUGGAGCAGGAAAUAUCUUCCGACAUUCUAAAAUAACUAGCUACAAUAAAAGUAGAGAUAGCAAAGCUAGUCAAAUUUAGUGAUUUUUCAGUAUAAAUAUUCUUGGACAUUAUACUCUGCGCCUUCCAGUCCCAAACUAAAGAAAACUUGUUAUGUUCAUGUACACAAAUGUUUGUAUUGUGCGGAAAUCGACACCGCGACAUCUGGCAUAUUAGCCCGGUACGUGAAUCACUAACUGGUUGUAUCUCUCACAAGUGCCAUACACAGCUGCCCCCUUUUCUAUCUACCACUUUUUCGUAUUAUCUGUGCUAACAACUGCUUUCAAAGAAGUGGCAGGCAACUAAUACAAGCAAUAAUAUGCACCAUUUCCUCAAAUAAAAAAAUCGACUUAGGAUCAAUUUCUUUCAAAUUACCUAAU